GUAGAAUAACACACAGUAGAGGAGACACACCAAGUCAAGUGAAGAAGCAGUGAGUGGGUGUUUGUUGAAUGUUGAGCUGAGCAGAGGAAGAAGACGAGUGGGAAAUCGCACGUUCCAGCCAUGAGGAAGCGGGAUUUAGCCAUUCUUAUGCUCGCAGCUUUCGCCAUUUUCUUCUCUCUUCAGCAAGAUGGCGGAGUUUCCUUCAAAGAUGCCUGGAUGCACUUAACCGAUGAUUACCCAAUCAAAUACGAAGCCGAACGCCUUCCGCCACCGCUAGUCGCCGAUCUAAACGGAGACGGCAAGAAGGAAGUUCUUGUAGCAAUUCACGAUGCUAAAAUUCAGGUGUUGGAGCCCCAUAGCAGGCGUGUGGAUGAAGGAUUCAGCGAGGCGCGUGUAUUGGCCGAGGUGUCUUUGCUGCCUGACAAAGUACGUGUCAUGACCGGGAGACGCCCCGUUGCCAUGGCCACGGGAUAUAUUGACCGAUAUAAAGUUGGGCAACCCCAGAAGCAGGUUUUGGUCGUAGUAACGUCGGGUUGGUCCGUAAUGUGUUUCGAUUCUAACCUACAAAAGUUGUGGGAGAAUAAUUUACAGGAGGAUUUUCCACAUAAUGCUCACCACAGGGAAGUUGCAAUCUCUGUGACCAAUUAUACUCUGAAGCAUGGAGAUACAGGAUUAAUCAUUGUGGGUGGGAGGAUGGAAAUGCAACCACAUAUUUCUAUGGAUCCUUUUGAAGAAAUGGGAAUGGGAGCCAGAUUUGCUGAGCAGCAUCGGAGAAGUGCUUCUGAAAAGGAGGCUUCUGAAAACUCUGGAACUGUGGAUUUACGCCACUUUGCAUUUUAUGCAUUUGCUGGUCGAUCUGGUACAGAACGAUGGAGCAGAAAAAAUGAGAACAUUGAAGCACAUUCUUCAGAUGCAUCACAGUUAAUUCCACAGCAUAACUACAAACUUGAUGUUCACGCCUUGAAUACCCGUCAGCCUGGAGAGUUUGAAUGCAGGGAAUUUAGAGAAUCAAUCUUGGGAGUCAUGCCACAUCACUGGGAUAGGAGAGAAGAUACUUUGUUGAAGCUGGCUCACUUCAGGCGCCACAAGAGGAAAGCAUUGAAGAAGACACAAGGAAAAACUACACAUUACCCUUUUCACAAGCCUGAGGAAAAUCAUCCUCCAGGGAAGGACUCAACCAAAAAAAUUUCAAACAUCAUUGGGAAAGCAGCAAAUUUUGCUGGUUCAGCAAAAUCUAGAAAGAACCUACCUUACGUUCCCACAAUAACCAACUACACUCAGGUUUGGUGGGUCCCUAAUGUUGUUGUGGCUCAUCUGAAGGAGGGGAUAGAAGCCCUUCAUCUGGCAUCUGGUCGAACAUUAUGCAAGCUUCACCUUCAGGAAGGUGGUCUACACGCUGAUAUUAACGGUGAUGGAGUUCUAGAUCAUGUGCAGGCUGUUGGAGGAAAUGGUGCUGAACAGACUGUAGUUAGUGGGUCUAUGGAUGUGCUACGUCCCUGUUGGGCUGUUGCAACCUCUGGUGUACCAGUCAGGGAACAACUCUUCAAUGUAUCUAUUUGUCACUAUUCCCAUUUUAACUUAUUCCAUCAAUCAGAACUUUAUAGAAGCUUCAGUCGAGGUUCUGAAAUUGCUUCAUUAGAAGUAGCAACGCCUAUUCUCAUUCCUAGAAGUGACGGUCAUAGGCAUCGGAAGGGAAGCCAUGGUGAUGUUAUCUUCUUGACAAAUCGUGGAGAGAUUACAGCAUAUACCCCUGGCUUGCAUGGUCAUGGUGCUAUUUGGCAGUGGCAACAAACAACUGGUGUUACAUGGUCAAAUCUACCUUCCCCAUCAGGAAUGAUGGAAGGAGGCACCGCGAUUCCCACACUAAAGCCGCUUUCCUUGCGGUCGAAAGAUAAUCAGGAAAUGAUCCUUGCUGCUGGAGAACAAGAAGCCGUGAUAAUAUCACCUGGAGGUAGCUUGUUGGCUACAAUUGAACUUCCUGCUCCUCCGACACACGUCUUGAUCUGCGAGGACUUCUCUAAUGAUGGGCUCACUGACCUUAUUCUUGUCACCUCUAACGGAGUAUAUGGCUUUGUCCAGACAAGGCAACCUGGUGCUCUCUUUUUCAGCACGCUGGUUGGCUGUCUCAUAAUCGUGAUGGGAGUUAUAUUUGUCACUCAGCACUUGAAUUCCAUGAAGGGUAAGCCUCGUCCCUCAUCAUCAGGUCAUCGGUGAAAAGCAGGAGCUGAAAUUUACACAUACUAGUUGAACUUUGCAAGCAUUACUGAAGAAACAGGAAACAUCAUGAGGUGUGCGCAGCCAGUGAGCAUCUUCAGGAUGAUUCAAAGGAUAAGGAAAUUUUGAGGAGAUGCUGGACAGUCCAGGACUAAUGAUUGUAAAUUUUGGACAAAAGAGACAGAAUGACCUUGCAUGUACGAAUUUUGAUUUUAUAUUGUUGUAAGGAAACUACACUCGCUGCUUCUGUGAUUUGACUUCUGUUUAGAGGAAACUAUACUAUACACCCUUGUCACGAAUUCAGAGUUAGUUGAUGCUCAGAAACUUACCUGACAGUCUUUAAUCUUUCCUCCGAUGGAUUUUCUUGCUAA
Molecule: messenger RNA, 2585 nt
Organism: Lotus japonicus
Lineage: Eukaryota; Viridiplantae; Streptophyta; Magnoliopsida; Fabales; Fabaceae
Exons: 13
Coding region: 121-2214 (697 amino acids)
Source: RefSeq, a predicted model, not a curated record